Molecule: messenger RNA, 906 nt
Organism: Melanotaenia boesemani (Boeseman's rainbowfish)
Lineage: Eukaryota; Metazoa; Chordata; Actinopteri; Atheriniformes; Melanotaeniidae
Product: MRN complex interacting protein
Exons: 7
Coding region: 103-843 (246 amino acids)
Biological process (GO): mitotic G2 DNA damage checkpoint signaling
Cellular component (GO): nucleus
Molecular function (GO): chromatin binding
Source: RefSeq, a predicted model, not a curated record
ACUCCCGCUGCUGUGACGUACAGCUUUACGUAACGUUGCCCCGCGAAAACUUCGAAAAAUCGAAAUAGAGGCAGAACCAAAGGCAUCUGGUACCGGUGCACCAUGGUGCAGGAGUUUCACGUCGUCAGGUGUUUUUCCUGUCUGAGCUUCCAGGUCCAUCAGGUGAAGAAGGAGAACAGGUGGACCUGUAAGCUGUGUGGACAGAAACAGUCGCUGCUGAAGGAGUUCGGCCGGGGAUCUGGAGCCGACUGCCGCCGUCACGUCCAGAAACUUAACGCCAUGAGAGGAGCAAUGCUGGAGGAACAGCAACACAACACCUGGUUGCUAUGUGAACAGGAAGAUGGAGAUGAAGAAGAGGGGGAGGAGGAGCCCAGGGACAAGCAGGUGGGAGACACGCAGGUGAGUCGCUGGAGCAAGUACCUGCAUCCUGCUGAGGAGGUGGACCCUGAAGAGGAGGAGCCCAGGGAGAGGGGUAUGAUGGACAGACAGCAUCUCCAUGGCAACAGAUCAAGCUGCAGGAAGAGAAAAAGACCAGAAGAUGAAGGACAAGAUAACAUCUACACACCUGCACAGCCCAGCUGUCCAAAACUCACACAGUCAGCUGCUACCACAAGCACCGGUUUCCAUGACGAUAGAACCACCACUCCUUCCAGCCUCAGCUGUGGGUCCAGACUUCAUCUUCAGGAGGAUCCUUCAGUAUGUGGGUGGAGGGAAACUAAAGGUGAAGCCAUUAAUCAAACCUGCGAUGACAUUACCAGGCCACGCCCAACACUUCCUGUUUGCUCUCUGUUUGAUAGCGGCGAAGAUUUUGACUUUGAGGAUUUUUUGAUACAGGCGGUUUAAAGACCAUUUUUUUUUAAAGUCUGAGCUGUGUUGUAAAUGUAUAAAUAAAGUUUUCAGAGUUUA